AUGGCAACAGUAAGAACAUACUAUGAUCCCUCUAUUGAAUAUACGUUGAUGAGGGGAGACUCUGGACAUCGCUUCCGGAAAAUCGUAAAGAUUUCAGGCGUCCUUUCGAUUUUUAUGGUGAUCUCAGUUCUGAUCGCGUUACUUUUUUAUGGCGCCAAACCCACCAGUUCAUCCUCUGAUAAGGACUUUGAAUGGAUUCGUCAACGACUGGGUACCAAGACUCCUUACCCUCAUGAGGAUAGGCCCGAGGGCCCAUUAAAGGAUACACCUAAAGGAUAUGAACUCGUUCAACUUCAUUUGAUCAAUAGACAUGGAACGAGAUACCCAGACCCCGAUGACUACGUUAGUUUUAAGGAUUUGUGGGACAAACUCAGUGACACAACUGUACCAGGCUUCGAAUGGAUCAAAACUUGGUCAAUAGAGAAAUUUUAUCCCGCUGCAAAAAGUAAUCUUCUCGCUUCCUCCGGUGAUGCUGACCUCUACGAGAUUGGUCGUCGCUUCUCGAGACGUUAUAAAGACUUCUUGGACAGGUACCCUUACGAUCCCUACAACUUUGAAUUCCGAAGUUCUGUCAAGCCGAGGAGCAGCCAGUCGGCCUAUGCUUUCGCGCUCGCUCUCUUUGAAGACCGGCCACCCGGUGGCGAUAACGGCGACGAUGCUGAUGACGAUGACAAAGGCCAUCAUCGUUCUACUAAAGAGAAGCGGCUUACUUUGCCUCCUUCCCAGCCUAUCGCUAUUUAUACUGUGCCAGCGGGAAUUGAUCAACAAAUGAAACUCAAGUCCUCUUGUCCAAAAUGGUUAGACGAGGUCAGUGGGCAGGAUAUUGUUUACAAGCAAAAGAGACUGUAUGAAAGCAAGUUUGCCCCCCAAUUGGCCAAGAGUCUCAGUGCUACUUUUGGUAUCAAUAUCAGCGCCGAGGAUGCCUCGACGAUCUACAGGCUGUGUGGGUUUGAAGUUUCGAUUUACGAUGAGGCAUCGACCUGGUGCCAGAUGCUGCUUCCUCUCGGUACUGAUAAGACCAGCAAGGAGGGCUCUCAUGCCGGUGAUGAGGAGCGGUACAUCAACUUUUUGAACUUUGAAAUCGCAACUGAUUUGGAAAAGUAUUAUAUCAACGGCCCUGGUGUGCCUUUCAAUCGUGAGAUGGGAUGUAAGCUGGGCUCAUCACUUGUUCAGACAAUUGACUUGGUUCUUUCCGAUUCCACUGAUAAACCUCGGCUUCCUGAAGAUGAUGAAGGCGGAGCAAAUAUCCCCCAUCAUGGGCACUUCAAGUUUGGUCAUUCCGAGACGAUCAUAUUCUUUUCAACUUUCUUGAACCUCUACAACCAAAGCGGCGCCAUUUUGACCGGCAAUUUGACUGCUGAGCAAUAUGAGAAGCGUGAGUUCCGCUCUAGCCUGAUUUCGCCCUUCUCUGCCAAUAUGGCAUUCGAGGUGUACAAACCCAAGACUAUGCAGUCCAAGACUGGUUCUCCUCAUGGGCUGGUUCGUUUACUCGUGAAUGAGAAGCCUCACCUGAUUCCUGGCUGUGGUUCGUCCAUGUUCUGUGAUUGGUCUUUGUUCAAGGACAUCUUGAUUCAACGUGGCACUGGAUGUGACUUUGAAGCUUGCUGUAGCACAUCCAAAUCAACCUUCACGGUUGCUUCUAAUGUGACAUGUCCUUCGACUACCCCUAUUGUCACUUGA
Messenger RNA from Lobosporangium transversale, 1680 nucleotides. Its product is annotated as histidine phosphatase superfamily. Bases 1 to 1680 code for a protein of 559 amino acids. The transcript has 6 exons. Gene Ontology annotation, molecular function: inositol phosphate phosphatase activity; acid phosphatase activity. Lineage: Eukaryota; Fungi; Mortierellomycota; Mortierellomycetes; Mortierellales; Mortierellaceae. The record is from RefSeq and is a predicted model, not a curated record.